CAUUUAGUAGGGGUCUCAUAUCAUACAAGUUUGGCCGAAAUGAGAGCUCUGCACCUAAUCCUGUCAGCAUUGUGCUUGACUGCGGCCACCUGCCAGUCAUUUGCGGACAUAGUUCCCUUCAAGAAAUAUCCUGCCUCCUGUCAGGAGGCGAAGCCAAAGAAGAACAGCAUCGUUAAGAUCCAAUUGAACGGUGGCGAACCUUUUAAUGUUUACUGUGAUGUUACCACGGCCGGAGCCGGAUGGUUGGUGAUCCAGCGUCGUGUCGAUGCCAACAUCAACUUCUUCCGCAAUUGGUCAGCCUAUCAGAAGGGCUUUGGCGAUCUCGAGGGCGGUUUCUUCAUUGGCCUGAAUGCCUUGCAUAAUCUAACUACCUCACAGCCCCACGAAUUGUACGUCUAUCUGGAGGACUUUACGGGCCAAUCUCGCUUUGCCAAAUACGAUAACUUUGCCAUUGGCAACGAGUCCAAUCUGUAUGGCCUCAAUACACUGGGCAAAUACUCGGGCAAUGCCGGUGAUGGACUCAGAUAUCAAGAGUAUAUGAAGUUCAGCACCUACGAUCGGGACCAUGAUAACAGCAUCAACAACUGUGCUGCACAAUUUUCAGGUGCUUGGUGGUACAACAGUUGCAUGUACAGUAACUUGAAUGGCGAAUAUUUGGGAGGCGAAUACGGAGCUGAACUCGUUGGUCGUGGAAACUGCUGGGUGCCUUGGUUGGGUGUCGAUUAUGCUUACAAAACAGUUAAAAUGAUGAUUAAGCCAAAGAAGAAAUAAGCUAGGGAAUAAAUUAAAAAUAUCACGACUACAGCAUA
Drosophila innubila is the source of this 809-nucleotide messenger RNA. Its product is annotated as fibrinogen C domain-containing protein 1-like. Bases 40 to 771 code for a protein of 243 amino acids. Lineage: Eukaryota; Metazoa; Arthropoda; Insecta; Diptera; Drosophilidae. The transcript has 2 exons. The record is from RefSeq and is a predicted model, not a curated record.